UACUAUAUAUAUACCAAGUAAAAGAAGAAUAUUUAAAGUCUGGCAUUGAAUAGUUGACAUAUUCAAAAAUAAAAAAAAUUGCAGCAUAUUAAAAGAAGAAUUUCAUGAGAGAUACUUGAUCAUAUCUUGUGUUCAUCAAUCCACAAUCCAUUAAGACUUAUGAUGAAGAGAACACAUCAAAAUUAUGGAUUUUCAACUGAUUAUAAUUUCACCUCUGAUUUUCAUUACAAUUCUCAGCUGCAAUCUUCACCGAUGGGACUCGUUAAUCAAUCUUCACCACCGGCCUUUUACGCUACCGAAGAAGUCUACACGGGCUUAUCUCGCUACAACAACACCGUUUGUUCCGAUGUACAAAUACCGAACACAAACCAUUACAUCAUGUCAGACAACAGCCUUUCCGAAAGCGAACAGCUCUUAUACUUGAAAAACAAGCUACUAGGCGAUCUUGACGAUGAAAAUCACAAUCUUGGUGCGUCGCAAGAUUUAUAUGCAUCUCAUUUUGACAAUAUAAAUCAGUUGGGAAGACAACCUGGAUGCUUUUCAGCUGUAUCAUCAAGUAAUAACUGUGGAUCAGUUUCUUCGUGUAAGACCAGAAUUAGGUGGACUCAGGAUCUUCAUGAUCGAUUCGUCGAGUCUGUGAAUCGACUCGGUGGUCCUGAAAAGGCAACACCAAAGGCAAUACUAAAGCUCAUGUGUACUGAAGGGCUUACCAUUUUACAGGUCAAAAGCCAUUUACAGAAAUAUCGACAAGUAAAGUUCGUACCAGAAUCAGUAGAAGGUAUACUGAAGAUCCGAGAAGAAGAAUAG
Molecule: messenger RNA, 807 nt
Organism: Erythranthe guttata (spotted monkey flower)
Lineage: Eukaryota; Viridiplantae; Streptophyta; Magnoliopsida; Lamiales; Phrymaceae
Source: RefSeq, a predicted model, not a curated record